UUCCGGAGAAAGCCGAGGGGGCCGAACGGCGGCGCUGAGGCGCAGUCAUGGCGACGGCUGGACCUGUGGGAGCUGAGUCGAGCGAGGAGCCGGCGCCGGAGGACGAGGCGCUGGCCGCUGCUCGGGAGCGGAGCAGCCGCUUCUUGAGCGGCCUGGAGCUGAUGAAGCAGGGCGCUGAGGCGCGCAUUUUCCGCGGCCGCUUCCAGGGCCGCGCGGCCUUGGUGAAAUACCGCUUCCCCAAGGGCUACCGGCACCCGGCUCUGGAGGCGCGGCUCGGCCGGCGGCGGACGGUGCAGGAGGCCAGGGCGCUGCUCCGCUGCCGCCGCGCAGGGAUAUCUGCCCCAGUUGUCUUUUUUGUGGACUACGCUUCCAACUGCUUAUACAUGGAAGAAAUUGAAGGCUCAGUGAGUGUUCGAGAUUAUAUUCAAUCCACUAUGGAAAAUGAAAAUACUCCCCAAAGUCUCUUUGGCUUAGCCCAGACAAUUGGGCAGGUUUUGGCUCAAAUGCAUGACAAAGACCUCAUUCAUGGCGAUCUCACCACCUCCAACAUGCUCCUGAAGCCCCCCCUGGAACAGAUGAACAUUGUGCUCAUAGACUUCGGGCUGAGUUUCAUUUCAGCACUUCCGGAAGAUAAGGGAGUUGACCUCUACGUGCUAGAGAAAGCCUUCCUCAGUACCCACCCCAACACCGAGAGCGUGUUUGAAGCCUUUCUGAAGAGCUACUCCAUCUCCUCCAAAAAUGCCAAGCCAGUGCUCAAAAAACUAGAUGAAGUGCGCCUGAGGGGCAGGAAGAGGUCUAUGGUUGGAUAGAAGAGGGUGUGACAUCCCCAGACAGUUCAGCUUCACUUCAAGGUAAAUUUGAAGGAACGCUACGAGUAUGAGACCUAAAUAAAAGUGUUGACAUAGUUUUAA
Molecule: messenger RNA, 911 nt
Organism: Pteropus alecto (black flying fox)
Lineage: Eukaryota; Metazoa; Chordata; Mammalia; Chiroptera; Pteropodidae
Gene: TP53RK
Product: TP53 regulating kinase
Exons: 2
Coding region: 48-809 (253 amino acids)
Biological process (GO): protein phosphorylation
Cellular component (GO): cytosol; EKC/KEOPS complex; nucleus
Molecular function (GO): protein serine/threonine kinase activity; ATP binding
Source: RefSeq, a predicted model, not a curated record